ACUGAAAUUUAAGAUGUUACACUUUAAAGGGAUUUAGUGCUUGUUAUUUUAUUGAUGAGCUAUUUUAAUUAGUCAAUUAUUUCAAUUACUUAUUUAUUUUAAAUCUAUCCAUUGUUUCAGAUUGUCAUGUUGAUGUUUUAUGAAUACGUCUAAAUUGACGUGCAAUAUUAAAUUUGUAUACAUAACUUAAGGAGUAAAUAAUUUUACGUUCAAAUAUAGUUUGGAGUAAAGUGUAUACAAAUACUGUGUACGAAAGGACUGUUUAUAGAAAUUAAAUAGCAGUUAGUUGAUCUUAAUGCUUCAUCGUGAUAUGUACAGGCAUAAUCCUAAAAGGCCAGUAAUUCAUGAUUGCCGGCUAAUCGACAUUAAAUGUGAACAACUGAAAGAACAAGUAAAUCAACAAUCGAAAGCUAUACGGGAAUUAAAAGAUUCAAGUGAUGAAGUAUUUUGGCUACAGCAUCAGGAGAUAAUGAAUUUAUCAAAAAAGGCAGAAGUUUGCAAACGUCAACAAAGUAAAAUGGUAAAAAUGUUGAAGGAAAAAGGACCAAACAAUUCAUAACCACAAGAAAAUGAUUGAUUCGUACGUAAAAAGAACUGAUGAAUAUAUAUCGGAUUUAAAAGCCAAAUUAUCAAUAGCUUUUACUGAAAAAUACCUCAUAGAGAUGAAACUGAAAGAUAAUUUUAACCUACAAAGGAAAACCAUUGAAAAUCUUGAGAAGAAUAUCACGACACGUGACAAACUGCUGUUUGAAAAAGAUGAACAAUUAUAUGCACAAGAAAGACAAAUAAAAAAAAUUACUAAACAAUUAGAAGACAUAAUGAAUGAAGAAUUGUCACAUCGUGGUAAAGUCAAUGCUAUCCAAUCCGAAUCAAAAGGCAAUACACACGAUAAGGACAUCGGCAAUCGUGAUGGAAGUAAAACGAAGGUCAUCAUAAAAGAAAGUGAUUUCGAUAAGGAAAAGAUUGAAAAAGAAUUAACGGAGCUUAAGACUAAGUUAGAAUUAACCUUAUCAAAGUUACAGGAGACAGAAACAGAGCUUGAGAACACAAAGACAAGACUCAGCAAAGCAAUGGGCGAUAAACUGACAGAUAAUAACCCAAACAUAGCUGACCUCAGUGACAAAAAUCGCCCAACCAAACUUGCGGAAAGAUAUGCCGAGCUGUAUGAUAAUCAUUGGACCGAUGCUUUUGAUGUUCUGCAAGCUUUCAACCAAGGAGAAGAAACAGUGAUUGAAAUAUUAAUCAACAUUUUAAAGAAUGUAAUGAUUUUCUGUCAAUCAAAAGCACUGGAGCAGAUUAAAACCCUGAAAAAAGUUCUUGCGUUCGCCAAUGAGCCAGUAAGUACAGGCGUUUUAACUUUAAGAACAUUUGAUGGAAUAAAACCUUUCAAAAUUAAAAGCGUAUUAAACCAGUGUUACAAUAUUUCUUUUGAAAGUUACAUACCCAAUGCAUCGUUACAGAUUUCAGAAGAUGUGUCGCCGGAUUUUUGGAAGGUAUUAAAAGAUGCUCGAAAGGCUCUGUCAGGGAUUUCUCUCGAAAAUCUCCACCAGAUGUUCAUAUCAAACGGUCAAGGUUCUACAAAUGAUACAAUAAAGUCAGCGUUAAAAGUCGGCAAAUUUACCAGGGAAUGUAUUGAGAUUUGCUGGUACAUGGCGGUACAGGAUCCACCUGUGACCUUGGGACCAAUUUCUGAUAAAGGCUCGGUUUUCAAUGCAGACAUGUACAAGGCAUACACAGUUUCCGGGACACAUGUAGACUUUGUCGUCUGGCCACCGCUUCUUUUACAUGAGCAUGGACCGAUCUUAGCAAAAGGUGUAGCUCAAGGCUAUGUCAGAAAGCCAUAGAUUUUUGAUACUAUCACUUGAACAAAACUAUCUCUCAACCAAAGUGAUCAAUUUUAUAAUUUACACAUAAAAGUUAUGUUGCACAACAACGGAACGUUUAAUAAAGUGACAAACACUUACAUUUGUUUUGUCAAAGUUCCAAACUUACAACCUCAUUUUGACGAUUUAAUAACAGCUAAAUGUUCAAUUUUAAACAACAAUAGCAGCCUAAUUUGAUAAGUGAAUUUUGUAUUCUAGGAAAUUCAUCUCUAUACAAAUGUGGAUUUUUUUAAAUAUCGGAACAUAAAGCAUAUGACAUAAGCCUUUGUUUCAAGAAAUAUCAUCGUGAUUUUACUCUAAUUUCUGUUUAAUGAACUGUCAACGUUAACCUAGUUCCGUGAUUUAUGUUUUUAACAAUUCUGUUUUUUAAUCCAAUAAAAACAAUUAAGUUGAACACUACUAAAUAUAUAUUUUUUUACAUUUUCCUUUAUGUCAUUGAUUCUAUUAUCAAUGUUAAACAGGAAAAUCAAAUUUUGGUUAAUAUACGUAUUGCUUGUGUUUUGGAAGUAUGUUUUUAAGGCCCAAAGAAUAAUUUAGUAUACUGUUAUAUGACAUGAAAAUACAUGAAAACUUUGUUGCUUUGCUCUAUGAAACAGCAAAAAAAAAUGCUUUGAGUUGCAAUAAAAAAAUUAAUGAUCUUCCUAUUUCU
This is a messenger RNA of Ruditapes philippinarum (Manila clam), 2532 nucleotides long. RefSeq lists its product as uncharacterized. The transcript has 6 exons. Bases 570 to 1844 code for a protein of 424 amino acids. The record is from RefSeq and is a predicted model, not a curated record. Lineage: Eukaryota; Metazoa; Mollusca; Bivalvia; Venerida; Veneridae. Gene Ontology annotation, cellular component: mitochondrial outer membrane. Gene Ontology annotation, biological process: mitophagy by internal vacuole formation; mitochondrial protein catabolic process.